AUGAAUAUUAAAAUAUAUCAGGUGGAUGCCUUUACUGAUCAAUUAUUUGGAGGUAACCCAGCAGCGGUGUGCCCACUAGACAAAUGGUUAUCAGAUUCAUUGAUGCAACAAAUUGCUGUUGAAAAUAAUCUUGCUGAAACGGCCUUUUAUGUGCCAAAUUCUAUCAAUGACGGUUAUGAACUACGUUGGUUUACACCUGAAUACGAAAUAGAUCUUUGUGGUCAUGCAACAUUGGCGACUGCACAUAUCAUUUUCACUGAAAUGUCUCCAACAAAUGAAGAAAUCAAGUUUGAAACCAAGGAAGCGGGAGAACUUACAGUUACCCGCCACAAGGAGAAUUCUUUAUAUACUCUUAAUUUUCCAGCCCGUCCGACAACAAAGGCUGAUUUGCCUGAUGGUCUGUUGCAAGCGUUACGUAGUGUUAAAACUCCUAUCGGAGUUUAUAAAGCGAGAGACUAUAUGCUUGUUUAUGAAAACGAGUCUGAUGUCCAACAGUUGUCACCAGAUUAUACGGCUUUAGCUAAAAUUAAUGAUGUUUUUGGUGUGAUUGCUACUGCUCCUGGUGAUGAAGUCGAUUUUGUUUCGCGAUACUUUAAUCCGGGUGCCAGCAUUCCUGAAGAUCCCGUUACUGGUUCAACACAUUGCAAUCUAAUCCCUUAUUGGUCUGAACGAUUGCGUAAAACUAAACUGCACACUUACCAGAUUUCGGUGCGUAAAGGAGAACUUUGGUGCGAAAACAAAGGCGACAGAGUACUGAUAUCGGGCAAAGCAGUCACCUAUUUGAAAGGUGAAAUAAAUAUUUGA
Molecule: messenger RNA, 804 nt
Organism: Rotaria sp. Silwood1
Lineage: Eukaryota; Metazoa; Rotifera; Eurotatoria; Philodinida; Philodinidae
Source: the annotation of a GenBank genome assembly